AUGGACUGUGCCUUGCAGGGCUCCGGAACCGUGGGACUGUGGGGGUGGCUGACGCUGCUGCUGCUGGUGGCCUGCGCUGCACGGGCCUCUGAGAUCACUUUCGAGCUGCCUGACAACGCCAGGCAAUGUUUCUACGAGGAGAUUAUCCAGGGCACUAAGUGCACUCUCGAGUUUCAGGUGAUCACUGGAGGUCAUUAUGAUGUUGACUGUCAGUUGGAAGGUCCUGAUGGUGCAGUAUUAUACAAAGAGAUGAAGAAACAAUAUGAUAGUUUCACAUUUAUUGCAUCUAGAAAUGGAACAUACAAAUUCUGCUUCAGCAAUGAGUUCUCUACUUUCACACACAAAACUGUGUACUUUGAUUUCCAGGUUGGAGAAGAUCCACCACUGUUUCCUAGUGAGAACAGAGCAACAGCACUUACUCAGAUGGAGUCUGCAUGUGUUUCAAUUCAUGAAGCUUUAAAGUCUGUCAUUGAUUAUCAGACUCAUUUCCGGUUGAGAGAAGCACAAGGCCGCAGCAGAGCAGAGGAUUUAAACACAAGAGUCACCUAUUGGUCAAUAGGGGAAGCAAUCAUUCUUCUUGUAAUUAGUAUUGGACAGGUAUUUCUCCUCAAAAGCUUCUUCUCAGAUAAAAGAAUCAUAACAACCCAUUUUGGAUCAUAA
Messenger RNA from Strigops habroptila (Kakapo), 660 nucleotides. RefSeq names its product transmembrane emp24 domain-containing protein 7-like. The record is from RefSeq and is a predicted model, not a curated record. NCBI's taxonomy places the organism in Eukaryota, Metazoa, Chordata, Aves, Psittaciformes, Psittacidae. Gene Ontology annotation, cellular component: endoplasmic reticulum; COPII-coated ER to Golgi transport vesicle; Golgi apparatus. The transcript is spliced from 4 exons. The coding region runs from base 1 to 660 and encodes 219 amino acids. Gene Ontology annotation, biological process: endoplasmic reticulum to Golgi vesicle-mediated transport; intracellular protein transport; Golgi organization.